AUGGGAGUUCCUACCUUCUUCCGUUGGCUUUGUACUCGCUACCCUAAGGUCAUCAAAGAUGCUGUUGAGAAGGUUUGCAUUGAAGUCCCUGGAGAGGGCGGCGAUGGCGCGAAUACGUAUGAUGUUCCUGUUGACUUCGAAGAGCCCAAUCCUAAUGGGAUUGAGUUCGAUAAUCUAUAUCUGGAUUUGAACGGUAUUAUUCAUCCUUGCUGUCACCCGGAAGAUGGUAUGACUCCUGAAAAUGAGGAUGUCAUGUUUCUUAAUAUCAUGCGAUAUGUGGAUCGGCUAGUGCGCAUCGUUCGUCCACGUAAGUUGCUCUAUGUCGCUAUUGAUGGUGUUGCUCCUCGAGCUAAGAUGAACCAACAAAGGGCCAGAAGGUUCAAGGCUGCCCAGGAAGCUACGGAACAGAUGAAGGAAGAGGAGAAGCUCCGUCGGCAGAUGGUGAAGGAAGGGCGAGAGCCACCUAGCAAGAAAGGAGUCCCAUGGGACAGUAACGUCAUCACUCCGGGCACUCCUUUCCUCGACAAGGUUGCUCACAUGUUGCAUUGGUACAUCAGUGAUAGGAUGACCAACGACCCGUUAUGGCAGCUGUUGGGCUUCCGGUGUAUACUCAGUGAUGCUGGCUCGCCGGGAGAAGGAGAGCAUAAGAUUAUGGACUUCAUAAGGAAGCAGAGGAUGAUGGAGGGGUACAAUCCUAAUACGACGCAUAUGCUGUAUGGCGCCGAUGCAGAUUUGAUAAUGCUUGGCUUGGCGACACAUGAGAUAUCUUUCUACAUCAUUCGAGAGGUCGUGUUGAAGCCCGAGGAAAGGAAGUGUUAUCUGUGUGGUAAGGUUGGUCAUUUGCCGUCAGAGUGUACGGGAGACGACCAACAACCCGACUUGGGGGAUGAAUCUGAGGAGGAUGAGGACAUGCUCGAGAUGAAGCCUUUCCAAAUCAUAAGUUUGCCUGUUCUACGAGAGUACCUUGUCGAGCAGUUCACGACUGCCUUCUGUCCACCCAAUCAGAAGUGCAUCUUGCCGUUCCCGUUCGAUGUUGAAAGGGUCAUAGAUGACUUUGUCUUUAUGUGCUUCUUCGUUGGUAAUGAUUUCCUACCGCAUCUGCCCUCACUCAAUAUCCGUGAUGGAUCGAUCGACCAGAUGAUAUGCCUUUACGUGGAGAUCCUCCCUACCCUUACUGACUACCUUACCUGUCAAGGGGAAGUCAAUCUAGUGCAGGUAGAGGUCUUCUUGGACUACCUUGGUCGAGUGGAAGAUGAGGUAUUCCGUCGUAGACUUGCCCGUGAUGACAGGUUCAAACAACAGCGCCUUCAAGGGCGAUUCAUCAACCAGAAGGGCGGAGGAGCUAACUCUAGUCGCACGAAGCGCCCAUUAGAAGACGCUAAUGUACUGCAGGCGCGGAAGCUGCUGGCUGCUCUGGCGGACCCGGGUAGUGAUACGGAGAAGGACAAACCUAAGAAGGUACCGACAGAGGCUACUGAGGCCCCUACAGGAAAGCAGGGAAGACAUCGAACGGUGCUGACCGAAGAGGACAAUGCCUCACCCCCAGUGUUCCCUCCGAGUGAAGGGGAGAAUUUGGAUACAGCUGAGGUUGUCGAGUUUCAAGAGACAGUUCGUCAACGUGUACGGGACAAACAGGACCUUGGGGAGAAGUAUCCUGAUAGGGUUCGUCUUGGAGAGGGUGGUGAGCAUUCGUGGAAGCAGAGAUAUUAUACGGAUAAGUUCCAUGUGACACAAGAGGACUUCGCCGAUUUCAUACCCCGAAUAAGAAAGGCCUAUGUGGAGGGUAUUUGUUGGGUCCUCCAGUACUACUAUCAGGGAGUGGUCUCAUGGGACUGGUUCUAUCCCUACCAUUACGCCCCUUUCGCCACCGAUCUAGUAGGCUGCUCUGCGCUAGAAUGCAAUAAGGCUUCCUAUUAUACCAAAGGGAAGCCCUUCCUACCCCUACAGCAGCUCAUGUCGGUCCUCCCGCCGAGGUCCGGCCCUCCAGCGGACAUUCCUGUCGAGAUGCAGAAGUUGAUGACGGAACCCAACUCUAGCAUCAUCGAUUUCUACCCAGAGGACUUUGCCCUCGAUCUCAACGGCAAGAAGUUUACUUGGCAAGCAGUCAUCCUGCUGCCGUUCAUCAUCCAGGACCGCCUCAUUGCGGCCUUGCAGCCCUUUAUUGACAAGUUGGACGGCGAGAGGAAGCGUCGCAACACCCCAGCGGAGCCUAGGCUAUUCGUCCACAUGAACGAUACCUUGGCUCCUCAGUUACAACGUGUGCAUGAUGGUGGAAAGGAGGCGGCCCUUGAGGAUCUCCCCUAUACCGACCCUAACGGCCAUGGCUCGACCCUCUUUGGCGUCGCGAGGGCUUAUCCGAUGGGCGGAAAGCAGGAGUCGGUGCCUACUGUGUUGGUUCAUGGCUUCCCUGUGAAGAACCCUCGUGUGGUGUCGUCGGUCCUACUGGACCCAGUGAAGCCUGAUCCUGGGCGUCUACAUCAGUCGAAGCUCCUGCCGGGAAUCAGAGAGCCGACUCCUACGUUGACGGAUGGGGAUUUGAGCGAGACGGGCCGUUUGAGGGGCUUUGGAGGGGAGCCGGCCAAGAGGAUGAUCCUACAGUGCUUACAGAGGCUGGGCUUCCAGACGAGGCAGCAGCUCAGUUUUGGUAAUGCAUCUUUGAGUGGCCCCCCACCGGCUGCUGGCAAGGGCGGCAAAGGGUACGGGAAGGGGUAUUGGAGUGGUGGCAAGGGAGGGUACUAUCAUAAUGAGGGGAAGGGUUAUGGGAAGGGAUCGUAUAGUGAAGGGAAAGGCAGUUGGGGAAGUGGUGGUGGCGGCUAUAAGGGUGGACCGCCGCCUUCUGGGUAUGGUAAAGGCUUUAUGGCAGGGUUCCGAUCUAGUGGGCCUCCCAUGAAGGGAGGAUAUGGUGGGAAGGGAUAUGGCAGCUGGGGGAAGGGUUAUGGCGGAUAUUAG
Messenger RNA from Perkinsus marinus ATCC 50983, 2949 nucleotides. Its product is annotated as 5'-3' exoribonuclease, putative. Gene Ontology annotation, molecular function: 5'-3' RNA exonuclease activity; zinc ion binding; RNA binding. Gene Ontology annotation, cellular component: nucleus. The transcript has 20 exons. Bases 1 to 2949 code for a protein of 982 amino acids. Gene Ontology annotation, biological process: nuclear-transcribed mRNA catabolic process. The record is from RefSeq and is a predicted model, not a curated record. Lineage: Eukaryota; Perkinsozoa; Perkinsida; Perkinsidae.